UUUUUUUUUUUUUUUUCUCCCUCUGCCCAUAGAUGUCGGUUUAGUUGGAUGCCCAAGUUUUGAAUCGAUUGUUUGCAGGAAGGCAAAAGAAGCUUUUUAAAAACUACGCCAGGCGGCGGACCUGAGUACCUAUUUUCUAAUACCCUAAUUGCGGGACACGGAUGCCCCUCCCCACGUAAGACCCUCAAAGGGGUAUCAGAGCGCGUAAAAAACUGCAGCCCGGCAGGAGGUUGGACCCCGGGCACCCCGACUUCGGCGGGCGUCACCUGGCACACCAGCGCCCGCAGGAUGCCCAGGUUCGUCCUCUGCACCACGCCUGCGUCGCGUGCAUAGAAGCCCAGAGCCCGGCGACUCAGCCUGCGGCACACAUUGGCCUUCCGGGUCCGGCCCAUGGAGACUAGGGGUCCGCAGGGCCCAGGAGGGGCGCGCCCCUCACUUCCGCGAGGGGUGGCAGCCGCCACCUGCGAACCUCAAAGGAAGGCUGACGCGGGACCCCGCGCUGGGGACUCGGGGCAGAGAUCAAGAGGUAGCGACACACGGAUUUGACGCAAAGGAACAGAAUCAACGGCGCCUUCCUGGCCCUUCUUUCUGCUCUCGGGAUUAACGCUGCACCUCGCGGCCCUCCGUAUCCACUCCCUCUCCCGGAAAUGUAGUCCCCUUGGCCUUUUCCGCCCCUAUGGCUUCUUUUUCAGAACUACAAUUCCCGUCAGGCAGAGCGAGGGCUGGCCUGGCCCCGCCCCACCCCUCCCUGCCCCUAGCCCGCCUCUCCUGGCCCUAAUAGGCUGCGCCGUAGGGCUGCGCAGUGGGUCGGGUAGCCUUCCGGGCUGCACGCGGUAAACCUGGAUAGCUUUGGUGGGUGCUGUGCAGCCACCUGGUGGUGUCGCUUCACCUGUGUGUCCCAGGAAGCAGUCCCUUUCUGCCCUGGUCGUGGGACGACUGCCAACCCCUCCUUUGGCCCUGCAAGGCUCUGGCCACGCGUCCAGAGGGGCGUUGUGGCCAGUGGGACCCUCCAAAGGUCCUGCUUAGGAUGAAUGUGAUUUGGAGAAGUUGCAUUUGCCGACUGAGGCAGGGGAAGGUACCACACCGAUGCCAGAGUGGCGUCCACCCGGUAGCCCCUCUGGGGUCGAGGAUUUUAACUGACCCCGCCAAAGUUUUUGAACACAACAUGUGGGAUCACAUGCAGUGGUCUAAAGAAGAAGAAGACGCAGCUAGAAAAAAGGUAGAGGAAAACUCAGCCACACGAGUCGCUCCAGAAGAGCAAGUUAAGUUUGAAAGUGACGCUAACAAAUACUGGGAUAUAUUUUACCAGACCCAUAAGAAUAAGUUUUUCAAGAAUCGUAAUUGGCUGUUGAGGGAAUUUCCUGAAAUCCUUCCUGUUAAUCAAAACACUAAAGAGAAAGUGGGAGAAUCAUCCUGGGAUCAAGUCGGAAGCAGCAUCUCUAGGACACAAGGAACAGAAACCCAUUGUCAAGAGAGUUUUGUCUCGCCAGAACCUGGGAGCAGAGGACGGUCUGCUCCUGACCCCGACUUGGAAGAAUACAGCAAAGGACCUGGGAAGACAGAGCCGUUUCCUGGUAGCAAUGCCACUUUUCGAAUACUAGAGGUUGGCUGUGGUGCUGGAAAUAGCGUGUUUCCAAUCCUGAACACCUUGCAAAGGCAGAAGGGGAAAGAGCGAGAGAUUGCCACCCCCCACCACCACCACCAAGCAGUGCCUUGCUUAGCGUCAGACAUGGCGUGCUCCUCCUGAAGACCAGAUGGCACCUCACAGAGAGAUGAGUUUGAAGAACAUACCUCACUCCUCGUCUAUGGUAUCAACGUGCUGGGGCAACCCCAGGCACAGUCGCCUUGCAUGUCAUAUCAUUGUGCCCAGACUAGGAGCACUGACCUCAAGCUUCAGGGACAUAGAAAUAGAUGAGGCUAACACAGACAUCCUUCUUACUCACCCUUCAGGUCCAGCAGUCUCACCUGACUGGUUUAGUGUUUCUGUGAUGAGGCAGUGCCUUACAAAACUCUACACCAUUCACCACCUCUGAUCUCUCUAGUGCCUGCCUUUCUUUCUUUCUUCCUCCCUCCCUCCCUCCCUCCCUCCCUCCCUCCCUCCCUCCUUUCCUUCCUUCCUUCCUUCCUUCCUUCCUUCCUUCCUUCCUUCCUUCCUUCCAGUUUACACAAGAACUUUCAUGACAUUUCCCCCACUAAAAUCAACAUAAGCGUAUUUCAGAGAACUUCUGUCAGGGGAGGGAAGGGGUUCUCCCGUCAUCUGGCAUAGCUACUGUACAAUUCCCAUUCUGCAUGCAUAUCUUUUAACUUAACAGUUUGAUCUUUUAAACUUUCCAUUGCAAAAAUGGAAAAGCAUUUUGAAAAGCAAAAUGGCACGGUGAAUGUUCAUAACCCACCACCGUGAUCAACAGUCAUUAGCACAGUGCCGGACAUCAUGCCAGAUUCAAGGUAUUCUCUGAUCCUUCCUACACCUAAUGGAGAGACAAUGCCUCCCUAAUGUUAUCUACUGGGCAUUACUGUGGCCAGCCAUGGGAGGUGCUGUCAAAUGUGAAUAGUCUUAUUACUCUUUGUGUAUUUAUUAUCUUGACUCCUUUUUCCAUCUCCUAAGAUGUUUUCUAUUCUCCUAUAUCACAUGAUCAGACCCUUUAUCCUAGUAAUACUGGAGUCUCUCUCUCUCUCUCUCUCUCUCACACACACACACACACACACACACACACACACACACACACACAUUGGUUGAAUGGUUGGUUGUGUUACUCUAUGAGACUGAUCUCAAGGUAUUACUAAACUUAUUGUUUUUAAAUUUCUUAAUUCUCUAUUUUAUAUAUUCCAGGUAACCUAACAGUAUGAUAUAGCAAGAGCUUAAUAAAUUUUGAUUAUUAAUCUCCAAUUCCAUACUAGUUAGUUGUACUUUGACCUCUGCUCCACCCCUUCCUCUUCCCCUCCUCCUCUUUUUCCCUUUUCUCCUACUCAUCCUUUUCAUCACACAAGGUCUUGCUCUAUACAUCAGGCUGGCCUCAACAAGAUUCUCCUGUCCUCAUCUCCCCUUGCUGGGAUCACAGGUGUGCCUAAUAACGUGGGGAAAUUAAUUCUUCUUUAAAAGCCAAACAGCGAUCAGCCUUCCAAAGGGAGAACUGGGCUUCCCCACCCCCAGGUUAAUAGGUUUUCAGAAUGUUUUGCCAUAUUUAGACCAUUGGAAUUGAGAAGUCAGAUCGUUCUCCAAGGGUCAUUUCAUUCCUAAGCCUCCACCAAGACAGUUCUGCUGGUGUGGUGAGGAAGUGACUUGGACACCCUGUCACUGGGAGACGAGCCAAGGCAAUCAGCUGACUUUACAGAAAGACUCAGGAAAGUCACUAGGCGGUCACAAGGCCUCAGCUUGGGGUGCUGAUGCAGUCAGACUUCCAUCUCAGAGGUCAGACCGCCACCUUGAUAGGACACAUGGCACAUGCUUUCCUUUAGCCGUUAGACUAUUCUGGAUCUGGUACAUAUUCUUCUGUAACUACUCAAAAGUAGGUGGCAGCCCUUUCAUAUGUGUUAGAUGGACCAGAGUGCAGAGACAUCUGAAUUGUGUAGACAAUUUUUAGAGGACCAUCCUAGUUUUAAGUUCCUGAGAGGCGAUGCAAGUUUUCAAUAAUAAUAGUAAUAAUACUAAUAAUGAUAAUAAUAAUAGCAGUAACAAUGGCUGUAAUAAUAGCUGAGUGUUCAGUGCUUAUUCUUGUAAGCCACGAAUCUUUCUACAAACCUCGCCAUCUGGAUCCAUUUAGCCCUCACAACUACCUUAAAACAUCACACUCAUCUCUAUUUACAGAGGAGGAGACAGAGUUACCGGCUAAGACACCACCCUCCAGACACUCGGUAACGGUGGAGCCAAGUGUUAGGAUUGGGCCGUCUGGCUCUGGAGGCCUUCCAUCCCUAAUCACAGAUCACACAUAUGAAUCUGAGUGCUGACUAAGCACAUCUCAUAAGCACACAGCUCUCAGUAGACCACAGGUCACAGUUACACGGAUUUCAUGGAAGAUUACCAAGUAUCUGCUAGAAUGAAGAACUAAGACACUAAUAUUUUUCCCUCCCUCCCCACCUCCCUUCCUUUUUUUGAGACAGAGGCUCACUCUGUAGCCCAGACUGACCUUGAAUGUUGAAUCUUCUUGCCUCUGCCUCCCAAGUAGAGUCAGGAGCCACUGUGCCUAGCAAAGUAACAUUUUCAGACGAGAUAAAUGAACAACAAAGCAAACCAAGCACUUCGAUUUAGCACUAGUUGACUUCAUUACCAAGUCCUAUUUAUUAUACUAAUACUUGUUAGGACAGAUCGUAAGUUGACUGCAAAUCCUAGUGCCACAGACAAGGUUAAUUACAUGUGAGUAUUUAUCAACAGGAAGCCUCUAAGAGUGUAAUCGAAGUCCAUAUUUUUGCUUGUAUUCUUUUAUUUAGUUAGAAGUCCACCUUCCCUGAAGUGCCUCUUGAAUCAAAUUAAGAGGCUUAGUUUGUGCUUCAGACCUCUCUUCACAUCCUGCCAGGUGCCAAGUUCGGACUCUUUAGAUCAAUGUGAUUAUUGUUCCUGGCACUUGAUUCCCACCCUUAACCUUAUGCCACGCUGGCUGUCAAUUACCAAUGCUAACCUGUUCCUGCAAAACUUGCAGGCAGACACUUUGGGAUGUUGACCCUCUCACCCCUUUACAAAUUGUAAGAAACCAGCCAUGUCCCAAAUUAUAAAAUCCACACGAGCCAGGCCUUAUGUACACCUGUAGUCCUGGGUAAUGACAUCCACCUGUCCUUAGCAAUUCAGACAUUUUUCUAAGCAGCAUGAUACAAAGAUUAUUUGAUGCCAGCAUACAGAACAUGAUCACCAAGGGCACUGGCCCACAGAAUUGGUAGUAUCUGCCUGCCUAUGAUCAAUGCAGAGUCCAGCCAUCAUUCCUGAAUUUCAAAUAAAGGCCAAAUAGAAUACGUUUAAGUUGGGAGGCAAGAUUUUUAAACAGAUAAAUGUUCUUCUGUAAAAUAAGUAAGUAAAUAAAUAAAUAAAAGAAUUUUUACUUACAUACUGUAAAUAAAGAAACUGAUUUUCAAAGAUGUUAAAUUCACAAA
Messenger RNA from Mus musculus (house mouse), 5079 nucleotides. It is a transcript of the gene Mettl8, whose product is annotated as methyltransferase 8, methylcytidine. NCBI's taxonomy places the organism in Eukaryota, Metazoa, Chordata, Mammalia, Rodentia, Muridae. The record is from RefSeq and is a predicted model, not a curated record. The coding region runs from base 1028 to 1747 and encodes 239 amino acids. Gene Ontology annotation, biological process: chromatin remodeling. Gene Ontology annotation, molecular function: S-adenosylmethionine-dependent methyltransferase activity; tRNA (cytidine-N3)-methyltransferase activity; RNA methyltransferase activity. The transcript is spliced from 6 exons. Gene Ontology annotation, cellular component: cytoplasm; mitochondrion; nucleus.